CAAGAGAACUAAAGAGUGAAAAAGAAUACAGACACUGCUAUUCGAGCUAAACCGUUUUCUUAGAAUCUACAUCAACAUCGUAAUUACUGUUGUUCAAUUAUCCAGCGCUAUGUCGUCGGAAAGGACAUAACCUGCAAUCACAGUGCGCGAGGUGUGCAGCAAACUAAACUUAACGUAACAUAACCUAACCUAUCGGUUCGAGUUUGCAACUGUGACCUUGAGAUAAAACAUGGCGUCGGCGCGCGCGCGAUUAUCGAUAAUUGCCAGAGGCGUGUGCACGAGUGGAAUAGCCCGGCGCGAGACGCCGAAUAAUUUGAAGGGUCGUAAAACGAGUUCGCAGUUAUGGCUUCGCAGACAAUUGGCCGAUCCUUAUGUCGAGAAAGCAAAAAUUGAGAAGUACAGAUGUAGAAGUGCAUUUAAAUUGCUCGAGAUGGACGAAAGGUGCGGCAUACUUUCGCCGGGUAUGACGGUUGUAGACUGUGGUGCUUCGCCCGGAAGUUGGACGCAAGUGGCGGUCCAUUUGACCAACGCCAAGGGCAAGCAGGACGGUAAACCGGUCGGUAAAGUAGUGGCUAUAGACAAGUUGCCGAUUUACCCUAUCGACGGAGCCUUCGUUAUAGGCAACAUGGACUUCACGACGCCCCAAGCUCAGGACAAGAUCAGGGAACAUCUCGCUGGCAGUUCCGUCGACCUUGUCAUGUCGGAUAUGGCGCCAAACGCGACCGGCGUGAAGGAAAUGGAUCACCAAAACAUCGUCGCUCUAGCCUACGUCGCGCUCAAAUUUGCCCUCGUCGUAUCGAAGCCCGAGGCGUCGUUUAUCGUCAAACUUUGGGACGGCGGUGCGGCCAAAAACGUCGAGGACGAUAUCAGGAAAUUUUACAAAACCGUCAAAGUUCUCAGGCCCGAUGCUACCAGAACCGAAUCUUCAGAAAAGUUCCUUCUUGCCAAGGGAUUCAAGGGUCUCAAAGUCGGUUGAUAACAGUUGACGUUCUAAAAUUUUGUCAUUCGAAUUUGACGAGAAGUUGGUUGGAUUAACGAACUGCACUUUAGACUCUGAAAUAUAGUUAUAGGGUUGCAUUUUCUAUCAUAUAUAUAAGUAUAGUCUUAUCUUUUCCUUGAUUAGCAUCAAAUUUAUCAUAGGGCACCAUUGAUUGGAUAGCUUGUAGAUUAUGUCAACUUAUCGCAAAAAAAAAAAAAAUAAAUAAAUAAAUAAAUAAAACAAAACCAAACCACAGCCUUCCGUUUUGCACCAAGUAAUUAACGUUUUCCUGCUUUGCUAAACUAAUUCGUGACCGCACAAUAAUCUGAUUAUUAUAAAGUCGACCCACUUUUUCAUAAAC
Diprion similis is the source of this 1340-nucleotide messenger RNA. RefSeq names its product rRNA methyltransferase 2, mitochondrial (gene Mrm2). Gene Ontology annotation, cellular component: mitochondrion. NCBI's taxonomy places the organism in Eukaryota, Metazoa, Arthropoda, Insecta, Hymenoptera, Diprionidae. Gene Ontology annotation, molecular function: rRNA (uridine-2'-O-ribose)-methyltransferase activity. The transcript has a single exon. Gene Ontology annotation, biological process: RNA methylation. Bases 230 to 976 code for a protein of 248 amino acids. The record is from RefSeq and is a predicted model, not a curated record.